Parus major (Great Tit) is the source of this 2609-nucleotide messenger RNA. RefSeq names its product ADP ribosylation factor interacting protein 2 (gene ARFIP2). The transcript has 7 exons. Gene Ontology annotation, biological process: regulation of Arp2/3 complex-mediated actin nucleation; intracellular protein transport. The record is from RefSeq and is a predicted model, not a curated record. Gene Ontology annotation, cellular component: trans-Golgi network membrane. The coding region runs from base 612 to 1616 and encodes 334 amino acids. Gene Ontology annotation, molecular function: phospholipid binding; protein domain specific binding. Lineage: Eukaryota; Metazoa; Chordata; Aves; Passeriformes; Paridae.
GGACUGGGAGGGAAUGGGGAUCAUCAUGGGAGGAAGGGGGUCAGCUCCCCUCAUUGCCCCUGACUUAUGACACAAAGCUCUGCCACGGCUCUUCUGGGUGGGCUCUGUUCCUGCUGGGCUCGGGUUCUGUGCAGGGCAAUGUGUUGGGAUGUGUAGUGGUGGCAGAAGAUAACGAUGGCACAGGAGGGGCUGCUGCCCUGCUCUGCUCUCCCUGGACUGGGUUGCUCCCCUAUUACAGGAUGGGGUCUGCUGGGGAAUUGCUAUCCCCUUGGUCAGGACAUCCCCAUGGAUUUCUGAGUCCCAGCUGUGCUGGGGGAUCCCAGGUCUGUCCCAGUCCAUCUGCAGCAGGAGCUCUGGAGUGUGCUGUGGAUGAGGGGGCAGGCAGAGGGCCCCAAGCCCACACCCUACUGGCCUCUUCUUGCUGUCCCAGUCAGACCAGGCCACAGCGGGGCCAGUUGGGCUCUGCAGCGUGGGAGACCUGGCACCGCUGUUCUUGUUCCAUGCAGAUCUCUCCCUGAGAGUCCCCCCAGGACUUGAGGAGGGUCUGUGUGGACAGAGAGGGUGAACACGUGUGCUUCCCCGGAGCACUGCUGCUCUGGCCCGGUGUCCCCAUGUCUCUGUGUUCCUGUGUCCCCAUGACAUCAGGCCUGCCCAGGGAUUGCUGCAUAGAGGCCAGAGCCCCCCCGUUUCCAGGCUCCAUUGUUCACCCUCACCCCCCCCGAGGACCACCGGUGCCCCCCAGCGCGCCCGCUGCCCGUAGGAUGGCCCGCCCGGCCGCUGCUCCCGCAGGCCCCGGGCUGCACCCACCAUCCCCCGGACCCCCAGCUGGUGGAGAGGAGGUCGUGCGUGGCAUUGCCGUUGAGAAGUUUGACAUUGUCAAGAAGUGGGGGAUCAACACCUACAAGUGCACCAAGCAGCUCCUCUCAGAGCGGUUCGGACGGGGGUCCCGCACGGUGGACCUGGAGCUGGAGACUCAGAUUGAGCUGCUGCGUGAGACCAAGCGCAAGUACGAGAGCGUCCUGCAUCUGGCACGGGCACUCACAGCCCAUCUCUACAGCCUCGUACAGACCCAGCACGCCUUGGGGGAUGCCUUUGCUGACCUCAGCCAGAAAUCCCCUGAGCUCCAGGAAGAGUUUGGGUACAAUGCGGAGACGCAGAAGCUACUGUGCAAAAACGGGGAGACGCUGCUGGGUGCUGUCAACUUCUUUGUGUCCAGCAUCAACACACUGGUCAACAAGACCAUGGAGGACACGCUUAUGACAGUCAAGCAGUAUGAGACAGCCAGGCUGGAGUAUGACGCGUACCGCACGGACCUGGAAGAGCUGAGCAUGGGCCCACGCGAUGCCGGCGCCGUGAGCCGCCUGGACACAGCCCAGAGCCAGUUCCAGAGCCACAAGGACAAGUACGAGAAGCUGCGGGCAGAUGUGGCCAUCAAGCUCAAAUUCUUGGAGGAGAACAAGAUCAAGGUGAUGCACAAGCAACUGCUGCUGUUCCACAAUGCCAUCUCUGCGUACUUUGCUGGGAACCAGCAGCAGCUUGAGCAGACCCUCAAGCAGUUCAACAUCAAGCUCAAGACCCCUGGCGCCGAGAAGCCCUCCUGGCUGGAGGAGCAGUGAGCCCCCCGUGCCCCCUGGAUGGAGGAGCACAAAUGGACCUCAGUUGUGGCCAGGGGCUUGUGGGGGCCACAACCCGGGCCUGGUCUUGGAUGGGGGGGGGCCGCCAGGUGUGGGGAGUUGCCUGGGGCCCCCCAUCCCACAGCCCCUCCUCAGGGCAGGGUGCAGCAGCUCCUCAGCACAGACCCCACACAGCAGACAGCUGGAGCCCCCCUGCUCCUGACACUCCUAAGGGGCUGGGGACACCCCACUCACAUUGGGGUGAGCCAGGACCUUCCACUGUCCCCCUCUGCCUCCCUGGGGCAGGAUGAGGGUGCACCCCUCCCAGGCCCACUGCCAACUCCCACCCAGAGAGACCCCUGCCCUGUGGCACAGUGGAGCUGGGUGGGGGCAGCACUGGAAAAGCCAGGUUCCCCCUGUGUCAGGGCAGGGCUGUGGGGCCUCCCCGCUGCACCCAGGUAGGCUCCUGCUCUGCCCUCCAGUGCCAGGGACACCCUGGCUCCCUCCAGGCCAUUCACAGGUGUUUCCAGUGUGGCUGCUCUUGCACUCCUGAUUCACAGGGCGCUGCACCCCCCAAAGUCCCCCCUGCCUCCCUGGGGCAUCCUGGGUGGGCUGGUGAUAGGUCCCUGUGCCCUGCAGCUAGUGGCAGGGGGGAGUUGCUGGCCCGGGAAGAGGGCAGGGGGCUCCAAGCAGGGACCAAACGUCAGUGGAGGCACGGGGGGGAGCACGCGUGCCCGUGCAUGUCCGUGUGCGGGGCAUGUGUGUCCUGGGGCUGGGGUCCUGCCAGGGUUCACCCCCACCCCACAAGGGGCCCUCUGCCCACCCCCGCACUUGGGCACUUUCUCCUGAGACAAAACUGUUGGUUUUUCUUGCUCAUUAAUUUAAUCCAUAAUUUAAUGUCGGGAUCCGACUUCCCCCUGCCCCGCCCUGGUGACGGUCUGACCCCCCCAACUCCCUGACUUCUGUAAAACCCCGAAUAAAUGGUACAGAUCAGUG